Gaeumannomyces tritici R3-111a-1 is the source of this 1790-nucleotide messenger RNA. RefSeq lists its product as hypothetical. NCBI's taxonomy places the organism in Eukaryota, Fungi, Ascomycota, Sordariomycetes, Magnaporthales, Magnaporthaceae. The transcript has 4 exons. The coding region runs from base 626 to 1534 and encodes 302 amino acids. Gene Ontology annotation, molecular function: acetate transmembrane transporter activity. The record is from RefSeq and is a predicted model, not a curated record. Gene Ontology annotation, cellular component: plasma membrane.
UUGCAUCCGUGUCAUCUCAUGCCAGUUCGUUCUCGCCCGAAGCAUGCACUCUCCUCGGCUCGCAAACUCAUCCCAUGGCCUCGCAGCCGUUGCCCAGAACGACCGUUUUCAUCCCUGAACUCUCCUCGGCCUCGACUUGUCCGAGUCCAUACCUAACCAUCCUCCUGGCACCCUUCCAGCGCAAGCUUUGUCUGGGAAUCGUGCCAACCCGAGCCAACUUGCGCUCUCGCAGGGGCCUUGCCCGCAGCGUCUGCACGCAGCCUCUGCACGCUUCAGGGAUGAAGUUGAGUCUUUGACACGGCUCAGCACUCCCAGGCCGUGCGCAGAGGUCCGUCUGAAACCCGGCAGCGCCGUCCUGGAGUAAUCAUGUGUGCAGACAGAGAUCCAAUAUCUCGGUAGCUCUUGCAGAGCUCGAGCUUGGAAACAAAACUCGGCCCAGCCCUCGCUGACAUGGCUAGCCUGGCCGCACCUCGCUUACACGGCAUCAAACGGGACCACCCUGAUCGGCGCAAUCGGGCUGAUGCCCGGACGGUGGAAGCAGCCGAUGAUAAAAGAGCCCAACUCUUCCACUCGCAACUUUUGUAACCUUGCGGAUCCACAUGCACUUCUUUAGCCCACAUAGAUCAUGUCGGGCUAUAGACUAACCCCCAGGCUGAGCCGGGGCAUACGACCAACCGACAUGAAGCCCCUCGUCGAAAAGCCGAUGACCUUUGACGACCCCAUGCAGCAUCUGCGGAAUGCCAGGACCGUCACAAUAUCGACCGAGUUGUUUGAGAAGAUGCGUGUGCCGGAGAAGGCUGCCGAGCCGAGGAAGCGGUUUGGGAAUCCCUCGCCGAUCGGCGUCGUCGGCAUCGUCAUCACCGUAACCCCUCUGUCCUUUACGCUGAUGGGCGUUGCGGGCGCCGGGGGAUCGCCAUCCGCUGGAAUUGGAACCUUUUACUUCUUCGGCGGCAUGCUCCAGAUUUUUACGGCCCUCAUGGAGUGGUUCCUGGGCAGCACGUUCCCGUCCGUCGUAUUUGCGACCUAUGGCUCCUUCUUCCUCGUGUUUGGGGCGAGCCUGACCCCCGGGCUUGCCGCAUUUGCGCCGUACGCCCCUGCGGGCGCCGACCCAGCUCUCGGGCUAGAGUCUAAGAAUUUUAAUGCAAACACGGCCUUCAUCUUCCUGUGGAUGACCAUCCUCACGCUCCUCUUCCUCGUCUGCUCGCUGCGGACAAACGCCGUUUUUGUCGUGGUAUUUGCAGCCCUGACGGCCACGCUGAGCGCGCUGACGGCGUCUUACUUUCUGCUCUUAGCCGCCGCGCCCAUCCGUGAGGGCGGCACCGUUAUCUUGACGGCCGCUGCCGCUGCUAGCAAGGCCCAGGCGGCCUCGUUCUCGGUCGGCGCCGGGGUCUGUGCCCUCAUCGCGUCCCUGGCCGCCUGGUAUCUCCUGGCCUCGAUCCUGUUCGAGACGCUCGACUUUUCAUUCAAGCUGCCGGUUGGCGACCUCAGCGCCUGGAUCAGGGCCGGUUCCCAUGACGCAGGCCACACGGUUUAGGCAUUGCUGUAACUGGAGCUGGGCUGUUGAUUUAGCUUUUCCAUGACGGCCUGACUGACUUUCGUGGCAUGGAGUGCCCGGCACAAGGCGGUCGACUGAUAGAGCGCUUAGUUACAAGAAAGAAAUCCGGAGUCGUCCGCCGGUCCAAGCCAGGUCUCUCGGUGGAGGUCCCAGAGAUAUUUUUGCUCCCCCGUUGACUGCGCAGAGAGCCCGGACACAGAGGCGGGUCCGCCUCGAUAGGGGCAUGCAUCUCCCU